Molecule: messenger RNA, 6122 nt
Organism: Triplophysa rosa
Lineage: Eukaryota; Metazoa; Chordata; Actinopteri; Cypriniformes; Nemacheilidae
Product: endothelin-2
Exons: 4
Coding region: 4254-4859 (201 amino acids)
Biological process (GO): intracellular calcium ion homeostasis; vein smooth muscle contraction; regulation of systemic arterial blood pressure by endothelin
Cellular component (GO): extracellular region
Molecular function (GO): hormone activity; endothelin B receptor binding
Source: RefSeq, a predicted model, not a curated record
UAAAAUGAAGGGGGUUGAACACUUUUGCAAGCCACUGUAAAUAUGGUCCGACCCUUUUUGCCUUGUCACUAUUCGUUUCCCAUGACUUCAGUCUGGUCUAAAUAUUAACCUUCCCUUUACAAUUUUGUCUAUAUUUACAGGCUGUGUCUGACGCGACGCCGACUUGAAGGAUGAUAUAAAGCGUACUACCAUAAAACUAUGUUCCUUUAGUUCCGUUCUAGAAUCUGCAGGGAGGAAAACGUUUGUAAUGAGGUGAUGGUGCUCAUUCAUAUCUAGAGAAGAGACAAAAGUUUCAUUAAUACUUUUCUUACCUAUAAAGUUAUUUUGUACUAUUGAUUUUAAAUCAGUAUAGCAUUAGCCUAUUACUUAUUUUAAUAUAUUUUGAAGAAUUGUCAUGUUUAAAUGUGAUGACAAAGUUCUUAAGACUUUGUGCUGUAUACGUCUAUGGAAGUCAUGGGACCAAACUGAUAAUAUGGAAACGGGACGCAGGGACAGCACUUCCUCCAAUUGGGUCGGUGAUUUUUAUGACGUCAUUCUGCACCACAGCUUCUCGUAAAAGGUAAACUAAAUGCUAUUGGCUAAUUUAAAAGGGGGAGGAGCCCCUCGAUAUUUCUCAUCCUAACUUCCGGUUUAAGUGGAAACUGUCAACACAUCAAACAAAAACUUUCGAAAUUUCAAGACCCUUCAGUGGGUUUUAAGACGUUAUAUACUGAUAAUCUUUUCCAGUGAGCUGUUACCUUAAGAGCUGAAAAUGAGAUGUGGUUUAUGAGUAAAUCAAUUUUGUGAACAUUUAUUCACUGUUUCUGAACUCACUCACUUCGUGAUUACCAGGUUUAAGUUAACAGCUCAUUGGAGCAGAAAAUUAUCAGUGACUACCAACCUAAAUAUUGGUGACUAAAAAGGGAGAGAAUUUGUUAGUCUUUAUGUUUGGGUAAACAAAUUCUGUCACAGAUAACAGAUUCACAGGUGACAGAUUCUGACACAUUAGAAUAGACUUCGUGCAGCUUGACAGACGGAGGUUGAGAAUAGACCGUGUUGUUGAACCAUCACCAACUGAAUGGGACGGGUCGAAUUUUUAUGGGAGGUGGGGACGACAGCAUUUAAGUGUCAAUAUUAUACCUCCCUAUAGUCAGAGCACACAAUGAGGGAGUAUCUGCAGUCUUCAGAUUCAUUUGAUUGUGCUUUGUCCUUGUUCGUAUAAACCAUUUUUACCACUUUGUUUUUAUAGUAACAAUGCCAUAGCCUGUAAGCAACCAUUUAAGUGCUCUUAAAGGGACAGUUCACCCAAAAAUAAAAAUUCUGUUAUCAUUUACUCCUUACUCAUUACUGUUCUAAAUCUGUAAAAGUUUCUUUGUUCUGUUGAACACAGAGAAAGAUAUUUGGAAGAAUGCUUGUAACCAAACAGUUCUUAGCCACCAUUGACUCCCAUAGUUGGAAAAAUGACAAUGGUAGUCAAAAGUGCCCCAGAACUGUUUGCUUUCCUACAUUCUUCAAAAUAUCUUCUUCUGUGUUUAACAGAACAAAGAAAUCAAUAAAGCAAUUUUUCCAACUAGUCAGUGAUGGCCAAGAACUGUUUGAUUACAAGCAUUCUUCCAAAUAUCUUUCUCUGUGUUCAACAGAACAAAGACAUUUGAACAGAUUUGGAACAACUUGAGUAAACGAUGACCGAAUUUUCGUUUUUGGGUGAACUGUUCCUUGAAGGUUUGCAGCCACAGGUUAUACAGUAUAUAUCGCACAUUAGACGACAGCGUUAUGUAUCCACAUGGGUAUAGUUGGAUGUGUUCAUCAUGUAAGUGAAAGCCUAAAGUUGCAAAGAAAAACAAACAUUCAUUGCUCAGGUUUUCAUGGCUAACAAAGAAUCUGAAAUGUAACAACGGUCUUCCUUCUUCUCAGAGCAGCAGUGAUGAGCAGGGUUUAAAGGAAAAGAGUGGAUUUUGGAGGGAUAAACACGUUUCCUGCGUCUCUGGAAUGCACAGAGGAAUGUGUUCCAUCACUCCGCAGUGACUUCCUCCACCGUGUCACACAUUCUUUUAUCCAUCUGCAGAAGACAGGAUUUGGCAGCAAUGAGAAGAAAACUCGCUGCCAAACGUCUACCUAAGCUUAUUUCUUGCUCAGAAAUAGCACGAGACGUUAUAUAGAGUUUAUGAGGCAAAAAUAUUUCGACUGGAUGCAAAUGAGCUGCAAUUUAUGUGCGAAACAGUUCCGUAAGUUUUAAGAGCAUUCUAAGGGGCUUAAACUCUGAAAGUGAUUAAGACCAUGCUGCCCUUUGCAAUUCAAAAUCUAAGUGUGGGAGGAUGUAUGCCAUCUGUAUGUCCGAUUACUAUUGCUAAUAUUUCCAUAUUCCCAUAUUUCCUUAUCGGAGGUACUUUUCGAAGCAGCGGUAAGAGAUUCAACAAACCUCGUCUCUGUUUUAAUGACGCAAAUGAUAAAAUCACGUUAAUGAAAGUAUGUGGAGAGAUCAUGUCAUGCAUUUGCAUGUAAGCGCAAUAGCAUUUGCAUCACCCACAAUGGCUGCUUGCUGAACCUCUAAACACGUGUGCGCUCAAUGGACACUGUGUGCGCAUCCCACGCUAGGGGGCCGCAUUUGCAAAUUCGGUACCUCGAGGCUGUGCCCCGUGUUGACAUAGGUCACGGCUAACCCUUACGAAAAUGUAAUGUUUAUUAUGAAGAGUUCUGAACGUCCUCAGUUCCUUUUUUUUUUUCAUUUGAAAAAAAUGUAAGAACAAACAAAUAGGCGUUUACUGUUUCGACUUACAUUUUGCCCAGUGGUGAGUUGCUGCAACUUGCAACAGUUGUACCUUUUUCUUAUAUCUGUUUUGAUAAUCUGAAGGAAUGCGAAAAACAUUUGGACUGUACUUAUAACAUUGCGGUUGUGGUUAAAAAUGUAAGACGGUAUCAUUUUUUUACAGAGUGCGGAAAUUUUGAUUUCUUUGACAAGCUAAGUCAACAUCUCAUCACAUUUCUCAUCGUACACCCAAUGGAAUGCUCUAGAAAUAAUUCGAGGUGAUGCUUUUAAAUAUAUUUUCUUUAUUAAAUUUUCUGAUUUCCGCAAAUUGUGUAAGACACACUUACCACCGCUAAUAUCCAAGGGAAUCAUAUAAAACCAGAUCAUUUUUCUGUCCCCUUAGGAGACUCUUUAUCAGUGAUUACUUUGUGCAUUCAGAAUCAAAUAUUGACCCGAGGGCACAGGAAGCUCCCAAACGCUCGCUUCCUUUCCACACUGUCCACCCACACCUGGCCCUCAUAGAUCGAAAGUUUCCCAUGGUCAUCAUUCUUUCCAUGGGACACUGGAUUGUCCUGCAAAGUGGCUGCGACGGGAUCUAUGCAAAACCACAAAUCUGUAGAUAUCCCUUAUGCCAAAUGUCCACCCCCACGACCUCCAUUCCCAGUCGAUCCAUGUUUAUGGUUAACGUUGUAGUUUUCCCUAAACUUUAUACCUUUAUCGUAUUGGGUCUCUUCCUCACAAACAAUCCACUGACCUCUGUUUUGCCAAGGCAGAGAUUCUUGGGAUGUCACAGGGUGCGAAGGCAAGCUGAAGUUGUGUAAGUGCCACCCAUGAGAGUCACCCUAGCAGGGGGUGGUGCAUAUCUCCAGAGCUAUAAGUGAGGCCAAACAGGACGCUUCAACAUUAGACGAGCACCUGCAGCUGAGAACUGUUGCUUUAGGGGAACAUCUGGACUUGUGUAUAUCAAGACUUCCGAACAAUGGAAUCAAGAACUACACUGAUCUUCAUGUUUAUCUUGUGUACAACUCAGGAAGGUAAAAAACCUCUAUUUGUGUGUGUGUGUGUGUGUGUGUGCUAUUAUUUUUAUUAUUUUCCAUGGCAAAUUUAAACGAUUCCUUCAAACGGCCCAUAUUUUCAAAGCAAGAUUUCUAGGAUUCUUUCAAGUGGUUUUUUUAUGUACAUUUAUUUCUUUUAUCCUUUAAACUUGUCUGCACAAGUUUCAUAAAAGUAAGUGUGAAUUCAGGUUUUUUUAGAAGUAUUUUGUUAACACCAGUUCAGCUGCCUAACAAUACGUGUCAGGAGCUCAUAAUCGAUCAAUUCAGUGUCACUUUUAUAACGCCAAAUUGCCAGCUCCCACAGAAGCUUGUAUAAAUGACUGUAAACCUAAGCCACCCGCUACAAAGAUUAAGAUCAAACAUCUUGGAUCGUGUUCACGAUUACAUAAGAUUAUAAAAUAACGCAUUUUGCACCGAGAAGAGGGGAUGAAGCGAACACAAACAUAAUAAUAAUUUGAUGCACAAAGCUUUUCAUGUCUCAUAAACUUUUCUCUGGAAUCUUGUGGCCCUCGCUGUUUACGGGACAGUUUACGGAGUUCCAUCUCCACUCCUCUCUCUUUGCAGGAGGGGGGUUGCCUCUAGGGCCCCAGACUGACCCGAGCGACCCACCGGCUGCCCAUAGGGUCAGGACCAAACGCUGCUCCUGCAACAACCAGCUGGACUCAGAAUGCCAUUAUUUCUGCCAUCUGGAUAUUAUCUGGGUGAACACGCCAAGUAAGACUACAAUAUACGGAUUGGGCAGUCCACUGUCUCGCCGGCGAAGGUCUACUGGCCGCUGCUUCUGCACCAACCCUGCAGAUCGGACCUGCAAUGCUUUCUGCCUCUAUAGUUCUGAGAAUCCUGCCAUAAUGCUUGUGAACCCAUCUGAACCCAUGCGUGAAAAAGAGGAUCAGCCCAAAAAUGACUCAGAAAAUGCCAGUCCAGGAGUUCUGGUUUUGGGGGAGUCUACCACCCCUGGGGCUCGGUCAGACGUCAUGACUUUCCUCAGGAACCUGGUUCAAGCUAGAGUCAGGGCCAUGGAAAAGGCCACCCGCACUAGACAGUGGGCAUCCGGGGCUAGUAAACCUGGCUACAGAUGAAAUCCCGACCCUGCGGCAGGAGAGACGGGAGAGCGAGCGUUUGAACAAGAAAUGACCCUUGUGCAACAUGGGCCAGCAGAACAAAGAGAUGCUGCAUGCGGGAAGCAGCACAUCGCUAGUAACGGAAACAGGGCCUUUUACUGAAGAGCCCAAGGAGGUUCAAGUUGAACUGUUUCUGUCUGUUGGGACAGUACGAAAUAGGGGAGGUAUGAGCAAAGAUGGUUAGUUGCUUGAGUGCUAGAGUUUGUUCACAAACACGUUGGUUUAAAGGACACAGAUAUCCAAUGUCUGGCUACUGUUGGAGUCGACAUCUACAGGAGUGAUGGUUGUCAGUAUUUUGGCAACCUUGUAUAGUCAGUUGAUUUGUUUAUUAUUUCAUUUCAAAUGGAAAACGGAAGAUAAUAAAAGCGAGACAAAAAAGUCAAUGUUCAGGACAGACAAAUUUAAAGGCCUGCAUUUUUCGUUAAUUCAAUAUUUACGUGUGCUAGUAAUAGGCAAACCAAUUUUUGCAUUUAGUGUCAAAACAAAAGGAAUUUAAUCUUGGAACAUUUUUACUGAAUGUAUAAAUCAUGAAUCAUUUCCCAAAUCAUUUAAGAGGAGGUGUUCUUUACUUCUUGAGCAAAAAAAUGACCAGCAUGAAUUUCCGUACUGCAGGCAUAACUAGGCAAAUCUAAGAUGAUGAAUCUGGUUUGACACAUGGUCUUUCAGAUGAAGCUGGAUACGCUGGUUAAGAAGUCUGGUGGGUCAGCAGCACACUGGCAUCCGAUGCUAUGGACCAGUGUCCAAAGCACUAUUUGUGAUGCCUUCCAAGUGGCCAGUGUGAGCACAAGGAUGGGCAUUUGGUUUGGAAUAGCCCACAAGGAUAAUCCCUUUUGUUUACGUCCAUUAAAUAUCUAUCCUUUAACUGUUGUUAUAUAAAUUUAUAAAUGCUGUUGUGUUGUUGCAAUCUGUUGUUAUGGCCACAAGAUUAUUUUAAUGGUAACGGAUUAUAAUCUUUUCUUAAUCUCAUCUAAAUGUCUUAAUAAUUACCAUCAAUUUGAUGUCUGUGGAUAAAGGCCAAAGGGAGUUGCAUGAGAGAUCUGAAUGGGAAAGUUAUUAGUUGCUAUCUGUAUAGAUAAAUGAGAUGCUGUUUGUUUCUUUCAUGCGACAGCAGCAUAGUUUCAUCAAUAUUUGUUCUAUUUAUUGUAUAUUACUUUCUGAAUUAUUGAGCACAGAUUAAAAGCAAUAGUACAUUUGUAAUAGCUGUCAUAAUAUACUAAUAAA